AUGCCUGACAUGGCAUUAGGGGAGGCCUACGCGGAAGGGCUGGUCACUCGGGAGGACAUAUUCCUGGUGUAUAAGGUGUGGCCCAAGAACUCCAACUUUAAGAGGACUCAGAAUGUCAUCAAAAACGCCUUAAAGGAGUUGAACACAACUUAUUUGGAUUUCGUGUCCAUUCAGUGGCCGCUCAAGAAUAAUACGGAUAUCUAUCGGGCGCUGGAAUGGGCCUACGAUGAGGGUAUGGCCCGUGCGAUAGGUGUGUCCAACUUCAAGCCGAGUGAGAUCCAGGAACUCAUAACUACGGCUAGGAUUAAGCCGUCGAUAAAUCACAUACGCAUACAUCCGGGCCUUAAUCAGGACGAGACAGUGGACUGGUGUCUGGGCAAUGGGAUAGCUGUGGGCGGUUGGUCUCCACUGGGCACCGGGUCGUUGGUGAAGGACCCGACACUUGUGGGUAUAGGCGAGAGGUAUAAUAAGAGUGCGGCUCAGGUGAUGAUCCGGUGGCAGAUCCAGAGGGGACUGAUAGUCAUACCUAAGAGUACUAAACUUCAGAGGAUUGUCGAGAACUUCAAUGUGUUUGACUUCGAGCUCCGGGAGGAGGAUAUGAAAGCUAUCCACGAUAUGCCACAGAUUACGCUCAUUGACUUCUGGGGAUAA
Oppiella nova is the source of this 651-nucleotide messenger RNA. Lineage: Eukaryota; Metazoa; Arthropoda; Arachnida; Sarcoptiformes; Oppiidae. The record is from the annotation of a GenBank genome assembly.